CGGAUUUUUUUUUUUUUUUUUUUUACGUUUUUCUUCUCCCCCUCCUCCUCCUUCUCUUCUUCUUCUUCCUGCUGCCGCCGCCGGAGCAGCGCGUUAAAAGUCGCCGCUGCAUCCCCCGGAGCCCCCUCGGCCACGCCGGCGUGCUCCAUUAUCCCUCCGAGAGUCGAAGCGGACCUGCUGCUGCGUGGGUCUCUCUGUGUGCCGGUCAACAUGCUGAAGACCCGGCAGUGUCUCCUCGGCAUCCGCACCUUCCUCAGCGUCACGUCGAGGAUAUGGGGCUUCAUCAUGUACAUCCUCAGGAAGCACCUGAGAACGAUAAUCCAGUAUCAGACGGUGCGAUAUGACAUUUUGCCCCUAUCGCCCAUCUCCAGAAACAGACUCAACGCCGUAAAGAGGAAGAUCCUGGUUCUGGACCUGGACGAGACGCUGAUCCACUCUCACCACGAUGGAGUCCUGAGGCCCACAGUGAGACCCGGCACGCCGCCGGACUUCAUCCUCAAAGUCGUCAUAGACAAGCAUCCAGUCAGAUUCUUUGUACAUAAAAGGCCGCAUGUGGACUUCUUUCUAGAAGUGGUGAGCCAGUGGUAUGAGCUGGUGGUUUUCACAGCCAGCAUGGAGAUCUACGGCUCGGCCGUCGCAGACAAGCUGGACAACAAUAGGAACAUCCUGAAACGCCGGUACUACAGACAGCACUGUACGUUGGAUCUAGGUAGUUAUAUUAAAGACCUGUCUGUCGUACACGACGACCUGUCCAGUAUUGUUAUCCUGGAUAACUCGCCUGGUGCUUAUCGAAGCCAUCCAGACAAUGCAAUACCCAUCAAGUCCUGGUUCAGCGACCCUAGUGACACAGCACUUCUAAACCUGCUGCCUAUGCUGGACGCGCUAAGGUUCACCGCCGACGUCCGUUCCGUCCUCAGUAGAAACCUCCACCAGCACCGGCUCUGGUGAUUGGCUGAAGGCAGAGGCCUGGGGCUCGCUGAGCCGCCUGUUCCUCUGUGCCGGGCUCCGUCCCGCCCUCCGUUCCCGCUCAGACGACCCCGCCAGCCCUCUCUGACGUAUUCCCAGGAGACGGGAGGGGGUUGGGGUGAGCGCCUAACCCGGGAUGAACAGCACGGGAUCACCAGGACCCAAAAACUACUGGGGAGGGAGAGGGAGACGGCUGGUUUUUGGUUUUUUUUGUUUUUUUUCCUCCUUAAAUCUUUAUUAUUAUUUUUUUUCUAAAACAAAACGGAGCCUCUCUGCCUUAUAGCUCCUGAUACUGACUGUGAGGAAGGAGAGAAGCUUGUACAUGUGAGUUGGAGCUUGUUAGUCCUUUUUAAACUUUUUUGGAGGGUAUUGGGGGGGGGUGGGGGGGAUAAGGAAGCGGAUCAGCGCAGCAACACAGACCACUCUACGGCAUCAUUUCUUCCUCUCCUCCGCCAUCAUCGUUGCACUUCUGCAGCCGCCUCGUCUUUCCUUCUCGAUGCGAAUCAAGGAGGCAGCGUAGAAAACUAAAAACGUUACCGUUGCUUUUUGUUCGGACAGCAUUUGAUUCAUUCAUCUCAAAGGUACUACUUUCCUCUGCCCCAUAAGAAUAAGAUUUACUGCAACGUUUGCUGGAAUAAAACAUCCACUGGCCUUUUUUUUUUUUUUUUAGUUUUAGGUUUGUUUUCUGAGCAGAUAUUUUCCUCCCACUCCCUGACAGGGUCAUCACUCUUUGCCCCAAAGCUCCUCAUGGGACUCGCUGACAUAAGACUGAAACAUUGUGAGAAAAGCAGAUGGCUUGUAAAUGAUCCGCGGCCCGCCGCGCCGCGCCGCUGUUCCAUAUCUGAAUGAAGUCUCCCAUUAAAGACGUUUUUUGCUCUCUCAUUUAAUGCCAUCCUGAUUUUCCCUCAUUAGGAAAUUGCACUUAAGCGCCACCUAUUUUUGUUUUUGUUGCAGGUUUUUUUUUUUUUUUUUUCUGUUUGGCAGCCUCCCCUGUUCUGUUUCCACCUCAGAUUGUAUGGGUUCAUUUGUAAGAGCCUCUAUCUUAAAAAUGCCUUCUGAACAAUGUCAGUUUCGUCAAAGCUCACAGCGGCUUCUUAUCGACUCUGUCUCCAUGUCUGUGUUACUAAUAAAACACUCGUCAGUAUCGACCCCCGCUCA
Molecule: messenger RNA, 2124 nt
Organism: Fundulus heteroclitus (mummichog)
Lineage: Eukaryota; Metazoa; Chordata; Actinopteri; Cyprinodontiformes; Fundulidae
Gene: ctdnep1a
Product: CTD nuclear envelope phosphatase 1a
Exons: 8
Coding region: 211-948 (245 amino acids)
Molecular function (GO): protein serine/threonine phosphatase activity
Source: RefSeq, a predicted model, not a curated record